Molecule: messenger RNA, 763 nt
Organism: Tinamus guttatus (white-throated tinamou)
Lineage: Eukaryota; Metazoa; Chordata; Aves; Tinamiformes; Tinamidae
Source: RefSeq, a predicted model, not a curated record
UUUUUCAGCUCAGAAGAUAAGAUAACUGUGCACUUCAUAAACCGUGAUGGUGACAAACUAACAGCCAAAGGAAAACCAGGGGAUUCACUGCUGGAUGUUGUUGUUGAUAAUAAUCUAGACAUAGAUGGUUUUGGUGCCUGUGAAGGAACGCUAGCCUGUUCAACUUGUCACUUAAUCUUUGAGGACCACAUAUUUGAGAAACUGGAUGCAAUUACUGAUGAAGAGAUGGACAUGCUAGACCUAGCGUACGGCCUCACGGAAACAUCACGUUUGGGCUGCCAGAUCUGCUUGAAGAAAUCUAUGAAUGAUAUGACUGUUCGAGUACCUGAAGCUGUUGCUGAUGCUAGACAAUCGAUAGACUUGAGUAAAAACUCCUAGAAGAAAAUAACUUAGGGGUUUUAAAGAAACUUAAUUAUUUUUAUAACUUAUUUUUAAAUGUGUAAUUAAAUACAGAAGCUUACAUAAUUGUGAGUUAUUUUAUAUUGACUAUCAAUAUUAGAUUAAUGGUAUUUUGACUUUCUUUAUAGAACCUCCUAUAUUUUUAUGCUUAAAAUGCAAUAAUACUUCUUCUAAGUGAUGAUUGGACUAUAACUGUUAGUGAGAUAAGUGUAAUACAGAUUUCUUACAAUAUUAAUUCUGCCAAAACUUUGAGUGGCAUUUGAACACUUGGAUCACUUCUAAAAGGCUUCCUAUAAAAAAGGGCAUUUCUAGGUUUAAGACCUAGGUAUGUAAGAGAACAAAACUUAGCAGACUACAUGGGGUC